Messenger RNA from Chenopodium quinoa (quinoa), 2482 nucleotides. Its product is annotated as CRS2-associated factor 1, mitochondrial-like. Gene Ontology annotation, molecular function: RNA binding. The record is from RefSeq and is a predicted model, not a curated record. Lineage: Eukaryota; Viridiplantae; Streptophyta; Magnoliopsida; Caryophyllales; Amaranthaceae. Gene Ontology annotation, biological process: Group II intron splicing. The transcript is spliced from 5 exons. Bases 158 to 1363 code for a protein of 401 amino acids.
CAUCGAACGCCUUAGUCAGUCAUGUACUCAUGUGCAAAUGUACAAUUGAACGCCAUGGUGUGCACUAGACCCAAUUGUGCAUAACCUUGACCAUAUUAGCCGUAGUCUUUCUGAUAAUUAGCCACCAACCCAGUAGCUACUAGCCAGUGACAAACCCAUGUUCAAGUUUGUGAUUCCCCGCCAAAACAUCCGCCACCGUCUUUCUCUCUCCUCCCUUCUCCGCCACCUCUCCACCACCUCUUCCUCCAAACUCCACACCAAAUACUCCUUCACUCCUCCUUCCUCUCUCUCUCCACCAAACCCUAACCCUAACCCUAAUUCACCUUCCCAAAACCCCAAUUCCUCAACUAAAAUCCGCAAAAAGCCCCUUUACCGCCCUCCAUCAACCCUCAAUACCGGCGAAAAGCCCUUGCGAUCAAACCUUCCCUUCGAUUUCCGGUACAGCUACACUGAGAGUAACCCCUCCGUGAGGCCCAUUGGGCUUCGCGGGCCCAAAUACUCUCCGUUUGGGCCGGGCCGCCUUAAACGGGAAUGGACUGGGGUUUGUGCUCCGGUGAAGAGUCUGAAGGUUUUGUCUGUAGAUGGGGGAGUGGAGGAUGAUGAUUCUAAGUUGGAGGAGAGGAGGAGGUUGAUGAGAGAGAAACUUCUGGGAAAGCCAUUAACGGAUGCUGAGAAGAAGAUUCUAGUGGAUAGUUGUCAGAGGGGUAAAAUCAAGAAGCAAGUGAACCUGGGGAGAGAUGGUUUGACUCACAAUAUGUUGAAUGUUAUUCACAAUCACUGGAAGGAUGCUGAGGCAGUGAGGAUUAAGUGCAUGGGCGUGCCAACUAUUGACAUGGAGAAUGUUAUAACUCAGCUCGAGGAUAAGACAUUUGGCAAGAUCAUCCACAGGGAAAGUGGUCUUCUUGUUCUGUACAGAGGUCGGAACUAUAAAUUUAAGAAGAGGCCUCUGAUUCCAUUAAUGCUUUGGAAACCCCAAGAGCCUGUGUAUCCGAAGCUAAUUAAAACUACAACUGAGGGAUUAAGCAUUGAAGAAACCAAGGAAUUGAGAAAAAGAGGAUUAGCUGUUCCUGCAUUGACUAAACUCAGUAGAAAUAAAUACUAUGGUGGCCUUGUAGUUAUGGUUCGAGAUGCUUUUCUUGUGCAAGAGCUGGUACGGAUAGACUGCACUGGUCUUGACAAGAGUGAUCACAAGAAAAUAGCCGUUAAACUUAGGGACUUGGUACCAUGUAUCCCUGUUACUCUUGCAAAGGAACAAAUUGUAGUGUGGAGAGGACCAAACCACGAACCUACAGAGGAUAGGCCGAUUCUUACAGCAAGGGAGUCUGUUGAGAAUUCCAUUGAUAAUAUGAUUUGGGAUUCUUGAGGAUGUGAGCUUGUAUACCUGUAAGCUCAAAGGGAACCUGGGAGCAGUGACUAGAUCCAGCUUUGGUGGUACAAUUUGUCUAAUGUCACGGAAGCUUGGUGAUGUAGAUGUUUACAUGGUUGAUCUGCUUAUUAAGCAUGUGGCAUUGUGGCUUCAUUCAGAUCUAAUAGCAUGUGGCUUCCCCUUUUUCUGCUUCCCUUUUCAAAAGUGCUGGCAGCCUGGUUACUAACCAGAGAUAUCCCCACCUUACAUCUGCUAAGAGAUUACACGGGUGUUUUAAAUCGAAGAUGAUUUUCUUCUGCUAUUGGACCAUCCGACUAAUGGACGUAUUCCUGAAGAUCCCCUCGCAGCGUAAUGGACAAGCGGAGUCUUGUAAUCAAUCUUUCCCUAAAAGACAAUUGUGCAAUCAGAGUAAAUUAGAAUUUGGAAAUGUUGAUAUUUUUGCAAUGAAAAGGACUUAAUGAUGUUGUGGAUAUGAGUAGAUUUUUAAUUAGUUUAUUUAGUUAACUAUUGUAAAGUAUGCCGUGUGUGUGUGUUUUGGAGUUUUAUAUUUCUGUGGACAUAAUUAGUUUCCGUAAUUGUUGUUAAUUAAGUGAAUUUUAUAAAGCAUGAGCUAUGCCAUGUGUAGUAUUUGGAUCUUUAUCAAAUCAAAAUAGUACUAAUAUAUUCCCGUCAAAAAUUAAAUAAAAAUAGUACUAAUAUAUUUCACUAUUUUGUUUUACUGAAUUCACACUUGCUUUUUAGGUGAUUGUGUUUGUUGAAAAUGAAGCUGGUUGCCUAAUGAAAUCAUGCACGAACAACUGUACGUCGUGUAUCAGAUGCCAAACAUUCUGGAAUGAAAACCAAUACAAUUUGCAAAACAAACCUUGAUAUUAAUUUAACCUUGUCCGCAUAUGAAUAUGUUCACACAUGACAUCAAUCUUUUCUUAAUUCAUAAGGCUAUGUUAUGUUGAUCUUAUUUUUGAGUAAAAAAAAAAAAAAAAGUUUAGGCUACGACUAUUACUAGUAUAUACUCUGUACUUAAAAAAAAGUAAGCAUUAUUUAGCAAAAAUAAGUUAAUUAAGUAAAAUCAGUUGUUAAUCAGGUGUUAAAAAAAAAAAAAAAAAAAAAAAAAAAAAA